GUCUGGUCUCCGAGACGACGGAGACGCUUUACGCCUGCGACAGGUACCUGGUGCAGCCUCUGGUAGAUUGACAGGAUGCCCAAGAAAAAGAAGAAGGCAGUUGCCGAGUCAAGUGUAUCUGAAGCCGAGGAAUCGGGCCUAGAUCCUGAUGAAAAAGAGGCCAUCUUGAAAAAGGAGUAUGAACAGCUGUCAGAACACCUGGAAGAACUGAAACUGAAAGCAGAAAAUCUGCGGCAUGAAAAUGAAUUUCUUCAGGAAGAGGUUCGACAGACACAACUGGAGAAUCAAGAGUGUGCGUCAUACAUGUCAAAGAGCACACAGAAGCGUCAGAACAUCAUCAUCACCCUCAGCGAUCAAAACCAACAGCAGAUGAUGGAAAUCCAGAAGAAAACUGAAGAGAUUCAGGCGCAGUUCAUGGAGGCAAGAGAUGACUUGGCGAGUAAGAUUCUGCAGAAGGAGAAUGAACUGGCCAAACUCACAAAAGAAAUCGAGGCCCUGCGCGAGUUUAAGCUCCUCCAGCAGGAACAGUUGUCUCGAAUUGCGGAGCUGGAGAAGGAGGUGAUGCAGAUGAGAGGCCAACACUGCCAGAGGCUGCUGGAUGUCAAAGCUCGCUGCCUGCAAGAAAAAGCAAGUCGUGAGGAAGCGGCCAAGCAGCAGGUGCAAGCCUUAGUCGUGGCGGCUAACAAGGAGGCAUCACGCUGCUUACAGGAGCACACUCAGAACAUCGUCCUGGAGAACCGUCGCCUGCGGCAGGAACUGUUGGAGCUGAUCCGCCGAGCUGAGAUUCUCCGCGCCCAGCAGGUAAAGCUUCAGGCACAGAAGCAGCUUCUGCUCAAUGAGCGGAAGUACGCUGAGGAUCUGAGGCGACUUCGACGCAGACAGAAGGACUGAGGUGCGCUUCUAGGUGACUGCCAUGACAUUGCUUUACUGUGAUGGGAAAAAGUAAGCUCCUACAACAAUGCCAGCAAUAAAAACCCUGCAGUUUUUCCUUUCACUUUAACAUAAACCAAGCAUGUAAAAAAACACCCCAUUGUGUUUGGAAAUUGGCAAUAAACAAACA
Polypterus senegalus (gray bichir) is the source of this 1060-nucleotide messenger RNA. RefSeq names its product coiled-coil domain containing 166 (gene ccdc166). NCBI's taxonomy places the organism in Eukaryota, Metazoa, Chordata, Cladistia, Polypteriformes, Polypteridae. The record is from RefSeq and is a predicted model, not a curated record. The transcript has 8 exons. The coding region runs from base 76 to 891 and encodes 271 amino acids.